AUCACGUUAACUAUGUGCGUAUAGUGGAAGCAUAGUAAAGUAAUAACAAUCUUGUUUCGACGUUUCUCGAGAUGGCAGUGCAGAACACGAUCGCGAGUGUUGCUUCUUUCCUAUUUUUAUUUGCCGUGAUAGGUGGUACUGAGGCGGUUCGUUGCUAUCAAUGUAGUAGUGACACUGACCCGAAGGGCGAAGAUUUAUGUGGGGCUUAUCAAAAGUUUGACAAAGAGAAAAAUAUUGCUAUCGAUUGCAACAGCGAGGAGUCUCACAUGCCUGGCACGUUCUGCGUCAAAAUAACGCAUCAGAGCCCCCGUGGUUUUAUUUGGGACGGUAGAUGGCGGCAAGUGAUCCGUCGAUGUUCUUCCGUGGCCAGUACCGGAGUCACGGGCGUUUGUAACUGGGGGGUAUACGAAAAUGGGGUGUAUUGGGAAGAAUGUUCCUGUUCGGAAGAUUCUUGUAACGCAGCCUCAACUCUACCAUCGUUUUCGAUUACGAUCCUAUUAUUGCUUGCAACUACUGUAACGAACACAGUAACUUGCAAGUGAAAUUCAAAUAAAUUCGCAUAAACGAUGAAUAUUGCGGAUGGAGUUGGAUAUACGCGGUCAGAAGUAUUCGUGCUUGUAGCUAGAGUAACUUUUAUUGCGGCUUUUGGAUUCUUCAGUAUGAAAUGGCUUAUGAACCAACUUGAUCCCACGAACAAUGCAAAAAAGAAAGCGAAAAAAAAGGCACGAGAACAGUUACGAAAAUUGGCUAAAACCGAUAACCUAUUAUGGUCAGUAGACAUGGAUCAAUUAACGGAUUAUGAAAUGAUGAUAGCUAAUCACAUAGUGGAUCCUAAAGAUAUUCGGGUUUCAUGGGGAAAUAUUGCAGGUCUUGAACAUGUUAUACAAGAACUCAAAGAAACGGUUAUAUUGCCCAUACAAAAAAAGGAAUUAUUCGAAGACUCUCAGUUGACUCAAGCACCAAAGGGAGUAUUGUUACAUGGACCACCAGGUUGUGGCAAAACUAUGAUUGCCAAAGCAACUGCAAAGGAGACAAAAACAUGUUUUAUUAAUUUAGAUGUAAGCAUUCUAACUGAUAAAUGGUACGGGGAAAGCCAGAAAUUAACUGCAGCUGUCUUUUCAUUGGCUGUGAAACUUCAACCAUGUAUCAUUUUUAUCGAUGAAAUAGAUUCAUUUUUAAGAGCACGAAAUUCCCAAGAUCAUGAAGCAACAGCAAUGAUGAAAGCACAGUUUAUGUCCCUUUGGGAUGGACUAAUCACAGAUCCUUCUUGCACAGUUAUAAUAAUGGGUGCUACUAAUAGACCGCAGGAUUUAGAUAGAGCUAUUCUUAGACGUAUGCCGGCUACUUUUCACAUUGGUUUGCCGAAUGAACAACAACGAAUGCAAGUGUUGAAACUGAUAUUAGAUCGUGAGCCAAUAGCUGAAAAUGUGGAUGUAGGAAAACUGGCAAAAAUGACCGAAGGUUUUUCUGGAUCGGAUUUACAAGAACUUUGUAGAAAUGCAUCUAUUUAUCGUGUUCGAGAUUAUUUACGGUCCCACGCACAAGAUUCGGUUGGAAGUACCGAUGCAUGCGGUGAGGAAUAUCACGACGCUGUGCGUCCUAUAACAAUGGAAGAUCUUCUUACAUCGUGCAGAAAAAUAAAAACAUCUAAAAUACAUACGGGUACUUUUAGUGCGGUCAAAUCUGAUUUAGAUUAA
Messenger RNA from Habropoda laboriosa, 1697 nucleotides. RefSeq names its product ATPase family AAA domain-containing protein 1-B-like. The record is from RefSeq and is a predicted model, not a curated record. Gene Ontology annotation, biological process: sleep; positive regulation of voltage-gated potassium channel activity; regulation of synaptic transmission, cholinergic. Gene Ontology annotation, molecular function: ATP binding; ATP hydrolysis activity. The transcript is spliced from 9 exons. Gene Ontology annotation, cellular component: mitochondrial outer membrane. Lineage: Eukaryota; Metazoa; Arthropoda; Insecta; Hymenoptera; Apidae.